CUGAGUCUGCAUAGAGGAGAUGUUGUAAACAGCAGAGGAGACUUUCUCACACUUUGCUUUCCCGUCUAUGAAACAAGCUUUCUGUCACAAUGUGGAAACCCGCCGCAGGACCUAAAAGCACCGUCAGCUCCGCCGCUGCAGCCGCGGUCACCUGUCUGCUGGUGACCGGGACGCUGGUCGUCACCGUCGGACGCCCGAGCAGCGGAGACCCGGUGGAGCCUCCAGCUGGAGGGAGAGCCUUCUCGGCGUACUUCAAGAAACUCACCCGGGAGAGGAGAGCGAUCAGCGGCCCGCCGAGGAGGAGCGCUCCCCCCGGGCCGGUGGAGCGGCUCUCCCCGGACGACCUGUUCAUAGCGGUGAAGACCACCGGGAGAUAUCACCGGCAGAGGAUGGACCUGCUGCUGGACACCUGGAUCUCCAGGAACAUGCAACAGACGUUCGUGUUCACUGAUGGAGAGGACGAGAAGCUGAGGAAAAGAUUGGGAGCUCACCUGAUCAACACCAACUGCUCAGCGGCCCACAACCGUCAGGCCCUCUCCUGUAAGAUGUCUCUGGAAUACGACACUUUCAUCAACUCUGGCAGGAAGUGGUUCUGUCACGUGGAUGAUGAUAACUACGUGAACGUGGGCUCCCUGCUGAAGCUCCUGUCUCAGUACAGUCACACUCAGGACGUCUACAUCGGCCGGCCCAGCCUCGAGAGACCCAUAGAGGCCACGGAGAGGCUCGGCACCACCCAGAUGAAGCAGGUGCGUUUCUGGUUCGCCACGGGUGGAGCAGGAUUCUGUCUCAGCCACGGCCUCGCUCUCAAGAUGAAACCCUGGGCGAGCGAUGGCGCCUUCAUGGCGACGGCUGAGCACAUCCGCCUCCCGGACGACUGCGCCGUCGGUUACAUCGUGGAGGCGCUGCUCGGCGUGAGCCUCAUCCGCUCGCCGUUGUUCCACUCCCACCUGGAGAACCUGGGGCUGGUGUCAGACAUACACAACCAGGUGACUCUCAGCUACGGCACAGUGGAAAACAGCAGAAACACCGUCAGCCUGCAGGGACCAUUUUCAAUAAAUGAAGAUCCUACAAGGUUCAGGUCGGUCCAUUGUCUGCUGCACCCAGACGACGCUCGCUGCCCGAGACCACGGCCGCUCUAACGCCCAUCCAGAGACACCGACAGUAGGGUGGAGGAGGAGGGAGGAGGACGGAGCGUCUGGGGUUAACUUGAAUGUUCUCUGAUGGAGGAGGAAGUUACUGCAGACGUCCAGGAGUGAGGAGAAGGAGUCUCACUGCUGCCCUCUUCUGGCUCCACCGAGAGGCCCUGAAACAUUUUGACAUAAAUGUUUUCCUCUCGUCCAACAGCAGACUGAGUGGAAAACUGACUUUUUAUUGCUUUGUGACACCUGAACUUUGACCCUGUGAAUUUUUUGUGGGUGUCAAAAGGCCGAAAACUGCAACAGGAGAAGAAGACUUGUGAAAAUUCUUGGAUAUUAUGAGAAAAUGGAGAGACAAUUUCUUCAUUUUUAGCUCCUGAGAGUGGCCUUUUUUUUAUCAGUUAUGAUAACAUUGUGUGCUCAACAAAGUAACGGCUGAGAUCCAGGCUCAGCUACAACAAUCACAGAUCAAUCAUUAAUCAAACUCAAAAAGGACAAAGCUGAACCAUGAAGUCAUGUUUGCCUUUAUUUUCUAUUUUGAGUAAGUUUGACAGUUUUAGCCGCUCCAAAUGUCUUUUUAGUCGUUCUGUCACUUUCACAGAUCUCCGUUAUUAACGUGGUGAGAGACAUUAUUGUUAUUGAGGAGAGAAAUGGAGGCAAACAGUGUGAAAGUAGCUGUUUAGUGAUAUUUCACUCUGAACCAAAGUGCUGGACCAACAGACGACCGGACUGCUCAGCUUUACAUCGCAUUCUCGUACAUUUCCGGUGUCUCCUCUCCACCUUCUGAAAAAAAUGAUUUGGAUGAUUUUGAUUAUGUGUGAAUACGUUACCGUGUUGCCCAGCCUGCACCCCCCCACAUGGAUUCAACACAUGGCACUGUUACGGUGAAAAGAUGAAGGAUCGAAUCAGGAAAUGUUUUUAUCUUGUCAGCGUUCAGUAUUAUCUUUUUUCUCUCUGAAGGAUGUCAUCAUGUCUGAGCACUUUGCUGUUUUAUUUCUGCUGUUUUGCGAUUCAUAAUUUGAAGAAGACAUUUUUUUUUUUAACAAUUUGGAUAAAUGCGCUCGUUAUUUUACUUGACGAGAGUUAGAUUACGGGGUUAUAUCUGAGCUUUAGAGUGGCUGGUAGACUGAAUGUGUUUCCUCCUGUUUUCAGUCUUUGUGCUAAGCUAAGCUAACUGGCUGCUGGUUCCAGUUGCAUAUUUGCGGUGUACACAUGAAUAAGGUGUACACGUCUUUUCAUAUAAAUCUUUGCAAUAGAUCAAAUAAGAGUAUUUCCCACAAUGAACAGACUAUUCUUUUACAAAAUCUCAGAACCAAUCACAUAUUGUCAACAGUCCUGUUUCAGAUUAUUAUUCUUAAAAAAAGCCAUUAUUACGUUAAACUGCUUCGAAAAAGGUCACACGGCAGCAGUGUAACAAAGAAUGACUCAUGUUGGGUCGUCUCUUAUCUUUCUGUGCAUUGAAAGCAUUUGUUACAGAUGAGUAAAAGUUAUUAAGUUAAACUCUGUCCCUUUGUUAAAUGAAUGUAUAUGAUGAACUGUUGCUUCUGAAGCGUACCUGCUCUCUCCAGUAUCUGGACUGUAUGAAA
Anoplopoma fimbria (sablefish) is the source of this 2722-nucleotide messenger RNA. RefSeq names its product beta-1,3-N-acetylglucosaminyltransferase lunatic fringe-like. Gene Ontology annotation, biological process: regulation of Notch signaling pathway; pattern specification process. The coding region runs from base 90 to 1139 and encodes 349 amino acids. Lineage: Eukaryota; Metazoa; Chordata; Actinopteri; Perciformes; Anoplopomatidae. Gene Ontology annotation, cellular component: Golgi membrane. The transcript has 8 exons. The record is from RefSeq and is a predicted model, not a curated record. Gene Ontology annotation, molecular function: O-fucosylpeptide 3-beta-N-acetylglucosaminyltransferase activity.